Nematolebias whitei (Rio pearlfish) is the source of this 1706-nucleotide messenger RNA. RefSeq lists its product as uncharacterized. The transcript has 2 exons. Gene Ontology annotation, cellular component: nucleus. Gene Ontology annotation, biological process: regulation of transcription by RNA polymerase II. The record is from RefSeq and is a predicted model, not a curated record. Lineage: Eukaryota; Metazoa; Chordata; Actinopteri; Cyprinodontiformes; Rivulidae. Bases 121 to 1695 code for a protein of 524 amino acids. Gene Ontology annotation, molecular function: RNA polymerase II cis-regulatory region sequence-specific DNA binding; DNA-binding transcription factor activity, RNA polymerase II-specific.
CGCCGGAAGUGAUCCUCACCACCGCAAACUUCGCUUUCAUUCUGACAACAUGCGAUUGUGGUUUCGAGGGAAACAACCCUCCGGUACCGAUCCACACACGCUGCUAAAGAGCUCGUGAGGAUGGAUGGAGUCAGUUGGAGUGCGUCGAGGUCCCAGGAGUCGUUCAGUCGCUCCACGUCGACAGACACGUUGUCCAGGCUCGCGAGCUUCAUCGCACGCACCGGCACACGACAACACGCUCAAAGCCAGCUGCAGCAGCCGUCCCACCUGCCGCUGUAUGUUUGUCAGGAGUGUGGUAAGGGUUUCCCGUACGCAGCUGAUCUUCUGCAGCACCAGGAAGUAAAGCACACUCUACCCAAGCCUCACCGGUGUCCCUCCUGCAGACAGGAGUUCUCCCUGAGGUCGUCCUUGCAGCUUCACAAGUGUAAUCAGGAUUCUACUCCAUGUGAGCGAUGUCAAGGGCCGUCGCGGCUCAGUUCUCCAUGCACUGCGUGCACGACACGGACCCCAAAUCCAGGCAGGCUGCAGGAUAAACCACUUCACCGCCAGCCGCACCUUUUGGAUAGCAGUCCUUAUGCGUGUGCUCCAUGUGGGAGGAGCUUCAGCCAGAAGCAGGCGCUGCUGCACCAUCAGCAGGCUGGCUGCUGCAAGCUGUCAUCCCCGUCAAUCACAGCUGACCCCAGCAGCCUCCCAGAUGAUUCUCCUCUGGUUUCUGAAGGUGACUCUGCUCGCUCUGAUCUUUCAGUCACCCCGGGACCCAGCAGCCUGGCUGUGAGUGUGUGCCAGGUCUGCUUGAAAACUUUCAGAACAGUGGCUGCUCUGCAGCAGCAUAAACGGAACAAUCACGUGGAGGAGACACUAAAACCCCGAGGAGACGGUAAUGAUGAGGGGAGAAAAGAGAACACUGCCAAGGUUACAAGAGGAGCACAUGAAGGGUCCAAAUCAAACAGUUUCCGCUGUCGCUCCUGUGAUAUGGUUUUUAAGUGCACCUCCAAACUGCAAGUGCACAGAAAAGAGAAGCACAGCAGAGAGAAGACGACCAGGAGAGAGCCGAGGCCAGCAGUCCGCAAGCGCAGGAAAAGAGGCGUGUAUCCGUGUCAGGUCUGCUGCAAAGUCUUCUUCCAUCAUUUAUCUCUGAGGGCGCAUUUCAGACAGCACGUGGAUUCACAGCCCAUCAAAGGUCCCGCCAAAGACUCUGGACCAACAGAAAACGGACCAAAUGAAGUCGGUAAGACGAGAGAAGCUGGUCCAGAAAAGCCCAAAACGGUUCCCAGAGUAUUAACUGGUCUUAAGGAUCUGAUACGAGUUCCAGCAGGAGGAAAGCUCAUGAAGAUGCCCAGAGUAUUAACUGGUUUUAAGGAUCUGGUAGGAGUUCCAGCAGGAGCAAGGGAGGAGGAGAAAGAGUUCCCCUGUCCCUCCUGUGCAAAGGUUUUCUGUGUGCAGCAGCAGCUGAAGGAGCACGUGGAGCUCCACCAGUCCUCCGAGACGAGGAGGCAGUGCAGCGUGUGCACCAACAAGAUGGAUUCCUGCAAAGAGCCGAGCUCCAAGAAGCACAGGCUGUAUCACUGUGUGCCCUGUCAGCAGGGCUUCUCAGCGCUGGACUCCUUCCUGGAGCACUGUCAGGAGCACCUGCAGGUCCAGGUGGAGCAGGACCGGAUCUCGGAGAGCUUCACACAGAAGGCCCGCAAAGCCUGACGUUCAUCUGU